Polyodon spathula (Mississippi paddlefish) is the source of this 4613-nucleotide messenger RNA. RefSeq names its product TSC22 domain family protein 1-like. The coding region runs from base 605 to 3640 and encodes 1011 amino acids. The record is from RefSeq and is a predicted model, not a curated record. Lineage: Eukaryota; Metazoa; Chordata; Actinopteri; Acipenseriformes; Polyodontidae. The transcript has 3 exons. Gene Ontology annotation, biological process: regulation of transcription by RNA polymerase II.
GACUCGUCAGUGAGAGAAACGCUGUGCUGUGCAAGGGUGGCAGGCAGAAAGAAACACAGACAGAGGGGUGAUACAGCAAACACUGGAUACAAACAGAGGCAUGAAGGCUGCGAUUAAACUACUGUUUUGAAAAACGAGGAGUCACGUAUCAUUUGAUAUCAGUUCCACUGCAGCUACGGACUGUUUCAUUUAUUUUGAAAUAUAAUGCGCCUUAACGUCUGGUCGUGAUGGGGGAAAUCAUCUGCUGCACUACUGGUAGAUGUAUAUUACUGACUCUGCGUUAUAUUACGGAUUUAAAUUAAAAUAAAAAGUAAGGGAUGUUGAACUGUGUUUAAGAAGAAUAACAACACACGCCCGGGGAAUACAAAAACAUUACGUGCGUACCACUUUGUUGAACAGAAGCUCUGAGGGGGAAUAUUAAAAAAAUAAAAUAAAAAAGUUGAAUGGCGGCGGCUUGAAUUAACAUUACAAAUUGGAGGUACGUUAAUUUGUUUUUGUUUUAUUCUGUGGAAAACAGUCAGCUAGCUGUCAGGCCCGGCUUGGUAAAUACUGCUGUGAGUUCUGUCUGAAUUUACAACAAUAAAGUACCCUGGGAUUUUACAAAAUGCAUCAUCCCGAGUCUGCAGGAGAAUCUACUAGUAGGAAGAUGGCGAACCCGGCAAUAUUUCAUAGAAGGGGUAGCAGUACUGGCAGCAACGCUUUGGCGACAGCAGCUGGUACCAGUAUUAACAGUAAUGUCAUUCCUACUGACGAUUACUCAUCUUCGAUAUUGAUACAGCCGCCACCACCACCGACCGGGUCUUCCUCCCCGGGGCCGCAGCACCCUCCCCAGAGCCUGAACCUCCACUCCUCUCAGUCGCAGCUGCAGCCUCAGCCUCUCCCACUGGCAGGGGCACAGGUGAAAAAAAAGAGUGGUUUUCAAAUCACCAGUGUCACCCCAGCCCACAUCUCGGCUAGCACCAACAACAGCAUCACAGAAGACACUGAGAGCUAUGACGACCUGGAUGAGUCACACACAGAAGACCUGUCUUCAUCUGAGAUCCUGGAUGUGUCAUUGUCCAGGGCCACGGACAUGGGGGGCCCAGAGAGGAGCUCCUCUGAGGAGACUUUAAACAACUUCCACGAGGUAGAGACUCCUGGAGCAGUGUCCCCCAACCAGCAUCUCCUCCACCAGUCGCAUCACCAGCCCCAACCUGGUGUGCUGGCGAACGGGAAUAUGCACCACCACCACCACCACCACCCCCAGCCCCAUGGGCUUCCCCACCGUCCAUCUCAUGCUCACCCUGGAAUAAUGCCUUCGGUUGCAAUGCCAGGAGGAGGAGGUGUCACUGUUAUCCCGCCUCUCAACACUGUUACCACUGCUCCGAAAUUAUCUGCACACGCUGACACAGUUCCUGAGAAUACCUCUGUUGUCGGCAAUGUGGUUGCCCAGCCUCAGUCAGCCGGCACCCCAGGAAUGCCAAGCGGCAUGAAUGCAGCAGCAGGUACCCCAGUUAAUGUUGUUAAUCCUGUGACGAGCAAUGUGAAUAAUGUGAGCGUGGCUGGUUUGGUGGGCACUAGUAGUAGUAAUGGCAGUAGUAGUGGCGCCCCACCUGGCUUAAUGAACUUGAACAGUGGCUUAACGGGAACCAGCAACCCAAAUGUUAUUGUGAUGCAACAGCAACAAGGGACUGGGGGUGCUGUGACUAUGAAUAUUGUAAAGGGGGCUUGUAGUGUUACAGGUGGUGCCCUCUCAAAUGUGAUCAGCGGGGCAUCAGGUGACAUUGUAGUGGCAGCGCCAGUGGUUGUGAUGACAACAGCACAAACUGCGCCAGUGGCCACCCCCCCAAGCCAGCAGCAGGCUCCACCUCCCACCAGCUCCCGCUUCAGGGUGGUCAAGCUGGAUUCCAGCUCGGAGCCUUUCAAGAAAGGCAGAUGGAUUUGCACUGAGUAUUAUGAUAAGGAGCCCCCAGUAUCAGUAGCUGUAGCAAGUGCCACAUCAGAAACUGUGCCCAGUCACAGGGCAGUGGAGAGCAUCAGGCAGACCCAGCCUGACACUACUCUGGGUUCAGAGCGAGAGAGCACCAGUGGGAGCUCAGUCAGUAGCACCAUCAGCACCCUGAGCCACUACACAGAGAGUGUUGGAAGUGGAGAGAUGGGAGCCCCCUCCAUUUUACAAGGCUUCCAGCAGCCACAAGUAGUGGACUAUGGCAGCCCCCAGAGCUUGCAAGCUUCACUCCCUGGCUUGCCUCAGAGUGUCUCGCAGCCUCAGCUUGCUCAAGCCCAGAUACACUCGCAGGAGGUGGCUCACUCCCUUAUGAAAACAAGCGGGACCCCUUCUGUGCCCUCAAGCAUUGGCAAUGUUCAGCAACAGCAGCCUCCAAUGAAUUUAGGAAGCAUACAGACCUCCAUAGGGCUCCCCACUGCUACCAUUCCUCAGCAGCAGCAACUGCCCUACACUCAACAGCCUCAGCAACCUGCCACAGCACAAAUGUUCCACCCACCACUGCAGCAGCAGGCGGCACCUACUCAGAUGGCAUCGGAGCAUGUUAUGCCUGUGAGUCAAGGUGGUGGCGUGGUGGGCAGCCUUCCACCAGAGUUUGUACACCAACAGAUCAUUCAGCCUCCAAUGCAGCCCGGGCCCCCUGGAAUGGGAGCAGCUGGGCAGUCACUACAGCAUGUGCCCCACAUUCCUGGCACCAUCCAACCUCCUCCGGUGUCUGGGAAUGGCCAGAUGAUGGGCAUGGGCCAGCAUGGGGGCAACAUACCGCCUGGGAAUUACCAGACACCCCCCCAGGGAAUUUUGCAACAGCAGCAGACCACUUCACCUCCACAAGGUGGGAUCCUGCAUCAGAUCUUGCCUGGAACUGUAUCAGGGCUGGCACAACAGCAUCAUCAGAGUUUGGCCCAGCUCCCAACACACCUGCCAGUAGAGCAGCAGCAGCAGUCAAUGGCUCAAGGACUAGCCGGGCAGCAGCCUUGCGCUGUUUCCUUGGGUCAAGUUACAUCAAACGUGCCUCUUCCAGCUGCGGCCCAGUCUGGCAUGCCCCCGAGUGCUGCCCAGCCUUUGCAGAACGGCAGCAUGAUCCCCGGCGGUGGUCAGCCUACCAUGAUGCCAGCCAGCUCGGCAGCCAGCACUGGCCACUACCUGGCCCUGCGGCCUUUUUCUGCCGCACAGCUGGAAGAUGCUCGCCGCCUGCUUCUUCAGGACCAGACCCUGCUCUCUUUGCCCAAGCUGGCUGUUGGAGAUGGAGCUGCCAACAGCAUGAGUGCCUUCGCAGCCUCGGCAAGCCUCUUUCCACUGAAGACCCUGCCGCUGGCAGGACAGGUGGUGGACGGUGAAGAGGACAGUUCUUCGGGUGCCAGUGUGGUGGCCAUAGACAACAAAAUUGAACAGGCAAUGGAUCUAGUGAAGAGUCACUUGAUGUAUGCCGUGAGGGAAGAAGUGGAAGUUUUAAAGGAACAAAUAAAGGAGUUGAUCGACAGGAACUCGCAGUUGGAGCAGGAAAACAAUCUCCUGAAGAAUCUGGCCAGCCCGGAGCAGCUAGCACAGUUUCAGGCGCAGCUCCAGAGCGGCUCCCCUCCGGCCUCUUCACAGCAGCCCGGGACAGCGACACAGCCUGCCCAGCCAUCAUCACAGAGCUCCGGGCCCUCAGCGUAACAUCCCCCGCCGCUUCCACAAUGGACUGGACACAAUGGGGGUCGAGUAAAAAAAAAAAAAAACAACGCAACGAGGACAGUUGCGCUCCAGUUACAGGCAUAUUACAUUUGCCGUUUGCACAUCCAGAUUUCAAGGAAAAAAAUGUAAAAAAUAAGUAAAAGUAUUUUUACUUUAGACAAUCGCAUGUAAAAUGGAAGUAAUCCCUGGAAGGGACAGUGAUACUAUGAAACGAAUUCAUUGAAAUGAACAGCACGCGUCAUUACAGCGCUUUGUUGUUGUUGUUUGUUUUUUACCGUGACUUGGAGAGAUGCACUCAGCUGCUUCCCUGUCGUGUAUAUAUAUAUAUAUACACACACACAACGAGUCCAAGGCUGUGGCUGACAGGUGCAAACACUUUCUUGAUGGCAAAUGUGAAGAACCUUAGAAGGACCAGAGGCAACUGGGGUGCCCCCCUCCCCCAUCUGGAAUGGGGGAAGGUGUUACAAAAAGGACACCUGUCUUUUACAUCACUGUUUGGACGAAUGGAGAAAUCUCAAAGACCAAGGUGGUGUAAGGAAUCUUUCAGUAUUUAACUUGAAAACUCUCCUCAUACUAGCCGUUUAAAAGUUUCAGUGUUUUGUAUGUUGCACCGCUUCUUUUCAAGCAGUUAUUAUGAGGCUGGAGUUCAAUGAGGGUUGUUAACCUAAUGUAUAUUUGUGUAUGUAGUGUAAGUACCCUGUAUUAUAGUAAACUGUAACUAUUUAGGUUGUACAGAUUGAAUCUAGCUGUUUCAUUGGCUGAUCUGAACAAGUUUAGACGGUCUUUUUUAUGCUGUAAAAGAGGAAUGCAGCAUUACACCUGCUUAGUGAAUUAAAACUACGACAGCGACUUGUGAGUUUUUUUGUUUUCUUGGCUGCAUUCUAUUCUAAAGUAUAACCGUUGCUGACUUAAAACUAUUUUAAGUAAAGAAAUGCACCGCUGUGAACUGUAGCCA